Messenger RNA from Penicillium antarcticum, 741 nucleotides. RefSeq lists its product as uncharacterized. NCBI's taxonomy places the organism in Eukaryota, Fungi, Ascomycota, Eurotiomycetes, Eurotiales, Aspergillaceae. The transcript has a single exon. The record is from RefSeq and is a predicted model, not a curated record. The coding region runs from base 1 to 741 and encodes 246 amino acids.
AUGGCACGGUCUUCAUCUAACGGACUCGGAUCCCCGGGUCCCACUCUGCCACGCUCUGUUCGACAGCGUGCAGCCAACCUGAGUGAGGGAGAAAUCAGUGUCUUUGAUCUUGGUCCUAGUCUGCAGGCUACUCCAAUUCCUGCCUCACGAAUCCAUCGCAAUACGGGUUUGCUAAGAGAGAAUCCCGCACUGUACACUGCUCUUGAUAGUCUGGCGACAGAUAAUGGCAGAAAUGAACGACGACUGUGCACUGAGGACCUAGAAUCGGAGGCUGUCAGCUCUGCCAGUGAAGACAUACCCAACCCGCACCCUUUCAGCCAAUGCGAGCGUCGCCGGAACGUCAUGAUUUCUCGUGGCCCUGAAUUAGCCAAUUUUGGUACUCGACCUGGUCGACAACUUCGUGACAGCCGCGUUGCUUCCUCCGAUGACGUUCAGAGUCUUGGGCAUGGUUACGGAUACGGAUAUGGCUAUUCGAUGCAGGACAAUCACCUUCACUUCUCCGAUGAAUCGAACAGUCACGUUAUGGCCCGGUCUGUUCCUCACUCUCCACGAUCACCUCCUGCGCCCCUUCGUCGUGUACUCUAUCCGUUAAUUUACUACGGUGUCGUCGGCCCUGAGCACUCUAACUUGCGUAACGUCGAGCAGGCAAACAACCCAACUUCCGGAAACAGCUCGGCAGACCCUCGGUACUGGAAUGAGGAAAAUCAGCAGUCAGAUGCUUUUGAGAAGCGCUGGGAUUGA